Messenger RNA from Peromyscus eremicus (cactus mouse), 858 nucleotides. It is a transcript of the gene Mrpl11, whose product is annotated as mitochondrial ribosomal protein L11. The coding region runs from base 95 to 673 and encodes 192 amino acids. NCBI's taxonomy places the organism in Eukaryota, Metazoa, Chordata, Mammalia, Rodentia, Cricetidae. Gene Ontology annotation, molecular function: structural constituent of ribosome; large ribosomal subunit rRNA binding. Gene Ontology annotation, cellular component: ribosome; mitochondrial large ribosomal subunit. The record is from RefSeq and is a predicted model, not a curated record. The transcript is spliced from 5 exons. Gene Ontology annotation, biological process: translation.
AUCGUGAGGACCCUUGACCUCUGACCCAACAUGGCUGCGCUUGGAGCGUAGUUCUUGCUGCUCUAAGGCGAACUAAGACUGAAAGUCCCGCAUCAUGUCAAAGCUAAGCCGGGUCACUCGGUCCCUCAAGAAGCCCGAGGCCGGCGGCGUGAUCCGGACUAUCGUGCGAGCAGGCCAAGCUGUACCUGGGCCCCCACUAGGUCCCAUCUUGGGGCAGCGAGGUGUCUCUAUCAACCAGUUCUGCAAAGAGUUCAACGAGAAGACAAAGGACAUCAAAGAAGGCAUUCCCCUGCCUACAAAGAUUUUUGUGAAGCCUGACAGGACAUUUGAGCUCAAGAUUGGGCAACCUACUAUUUCCUACUUCUUGAAGGCAGCAGCUGGGAUUGAGAAGGGGGCCCGGCAAACAGGGAAAGAGGUGGCGGGCCUGGUGAGUUUGAAGCACAUAUAUGAGAUUGCCUGUGUCAAAGCUAAGGAUGAUGCUUUCGCAAUGCAAGAUGUCCCCCUGUCUUCUGUCGUCCGUUCCAUCAUUGGCUCUGCCCGUUCCCUGGGCAUUCGUGUGGUGAAGGACCUCAGUGCAGAAGAACUGGCAGCUUUCCAGAAGGAACGAGCUGUGGUUUUGGCUGCUCAGAAGGAGGCAGAUUUGGCAGCCUGGGCAGAAGCUGCCAAGAAGUGACCCCAGCCUUCCACACUGUGGGAUUUUGAAAGAAGAGGCUGAGAAGGGGGCCCACUGAGAAAGCUGAGCCAAAGGAGAAGAAGGAUCUUCAUGGCAACAUGACUCAUAGUUUCCUGACUUUAUAUAUUUCUAUAUAUAUGGCUGUGCCAAGGGAUCACGCUUGAAUAAACAUCGUUUGUGACCCA